This is a messenger RNA of Impatiens glandulifera, 1219 nucleotides long. RefSeq lists its product as uncharacterized. The record is from RefSeq and is a predicted model, not a curated record. Bases 16 to 972 code for a protein of 318 amino acids. Lineage: Eukaryota; Viridiplantae; Streptophyta; Magnoliopsida; Ericales; Balsaminaceae. The transcript is spliced from 3 exons.
AUUUCUUGAAUUUUGAUGGGAACCUCAACUUCUCGAAUAGAAGAUGGUAGGGCUUUACAGAUCUCUCGUGAGAGAAAGAGGUUAGUUAAACAAGCGAUUAUCAAAAGACAUGCCUUAGCAAAGUCACAUAUUGCCUAUAUUGGAUCAUUGAGAAAUUUAGGGAAUGCGUUGGGAAGGUUGAUUGAACCUGAAGCUGCAGUUGAAUCUUCACCAUGUGGAUCAACUUCUACAAUAAUAGUGAAGCCACUUGAAUUAGCCACCAAAGAUUAUGCUCAGGAUAUGAAAAAUAGAACUAUAAAACCUCAAACACCCCCAUCUGAAACUCUUCCUUGGGACUUUUUUGAUCUUUUGAAUCCAAAACAUGACAAUUUCCCAUCUGGAGGAGUAACAGGUAAAGGACUAGAGAAAGUUGAUGCAUUAAGACAGUUCGUGAAAGAGAAGGCAAACCAUAAUUUGGGGGUACAAGAAGAGAGUUUCUUACCUGCAUCAAGAAGGAAGUUUCUAAACAUUGACAUGAAAAAAUCUCCUGAGUUGUCUCCAUUGAGAGCAUUACCUUCUAGAUUUGUAGUUUCUUCUUAUGCUGAAGAGAUAACAACAAAUGAGGAAGAUCAAAAGUUGAGAUUUCUAAAUGUUAAAGAAAUGGAAUAUCUAACUUCUAAGGUUACAGAUUCAGGGCAGGAUGUUUACCAUUUGAUUGAGGCAAAUAAGUUCCCUUUUCAUCCACCUUUAACACCUAGAGGUAGGUACAUGCCUUCAAGCUUACUGAAAUCAUGUUUCUCCUUUAAAGACCCUGGCAAUGCUAAAGAAGAGACAAAUGGCUUCCUUAAUGAUUAUGUACUCUUAGAAGGUAAUACAUCCACUUUGGAUAGGCUAUAUGCUUGGGAGAAUAAGCUUUAUAAUGAAGUCAAGGUAAAGACUACAUCAAUUAAUUCAUGGCUACUAAUGGGAAAGGUAUUUGAUCUUACCAUAUGAUUGUGUUGAUUUCAGGCUAGUUUAGUUGGUGGAAAGAAAUAUGAUAUGAAAUGCAAGUUUCUUAUAGAUUUAGAAUCUAAAGACACAAACAGACACAAGAUUGAUAGAACACGAGCAAAUGUUAAGGAUCUACAUUCACAAGUUAUAGUUGCUGUUCACAGAAUUGACACAAUUUCGAAGAAAAUCGAGGAACUAAGAGACAAUGAGCUAAAUCCAGGACUUGUGGAGCUGAUUAACGGGUAUGAAU